AUCAAAUCCUAAUCCUCCAAAGUUCCCAAUUCUAAUUCCUUCUUCCACUUCCGCUCUUCCCUGCGAAUUGCGGUUCCCGUCCGAGUGUCCGACCGGCGACAACCUCCGGCGAGCGCGGCGACUGGCAGCAACAGGGAUGGCAAAAAUUAGAGAUAGAACUGAGGAUUUCAAAGACACUGUCCAUCGAUCAGCUGUGUCUCUGGGGUAUGAUGAGUCCAAAACAGCAGCCAUAUUAGCAUCCUUUAUCUUGCACAAACCUCGACAAAGAUCAUCUUUCACCAAAGCUGCACUGAAGACGUUAGAAAGCAUUGGAGUCCUGGAAGAAUUCUUGUUGAAACAUAAGAAGGAUUAUGUAGAUUUGUACCGCACAACUGAACAGGAAAGAGAUAGCAUUGAGCAUGAAGUCACCAUUUUCAUAAAAUCAUGCAAAGAGCAAAUAGAUGUUCUCAAAAAUAGUAUAAAUGAUGAUGAAGAAGCAAAGUCGAAGGGCUGGAUUGGAUUCAAGGGUGAUAAUUCGAAUGCUGAUACAGUAGCACACAAACAUGGGGUGGUUUUGAUUUUAAGCGAAAAGCUCCACUCUGUCUCAUCACAAUUUGACCACCUGCGAGCCUUGCGCUUCCAAGAUGCUAUUAACCGGGUAGCACCAAGAAGGAAACCAAGACGGACCGGCAAAAGUAGUACAUCAGAGAUAUCUACAUCUAGCAACUUAGACCAGAAGCAGCGGAGUGAUUCUGAGGACAGGAAUCCAAAUGAAUUGCGAUCUGAGCCUAUCAGAGUUCAGGAACAAUUUUUAGAUGAUGAAACACGUGCCCUCCAGGUAGAAUUGACUGGUCUUCUGGAUGCUGUUCAACAAACAGAAACAAAGAUGGUGGAAAUGUCUGCAUUGAACCAUCUCAUGUCCACACAUGUUCUGCAACAGGCCCAACAGAUAGAAUAUUUGUAUGACCAGGCAGUUGAAGCUACAAAGAAUGUAGAGCUUGGUAACAAAGAGUUAACAAAGGCCAUUCAACGGAACAGCAGUAGCAGGACUUUUCUUUUGCUCUUUCUGUUUGUACUUACAUUUUCAAUUCUUUUCCUUGAUUGGUAUAAUUAGUUGGAUGGUAAAUUAUGAGUCAUAUCCAAUCUAACACGAGGUCCUAUUCCCAUGUUCUUGGUGUUCGCAGUACGCGAUGUUAAUUAGUACAGUGAUAUUAAAAUGCCGAAAUACUAUAUUGUUUUUUAGUAACAGUACUUUUCUAUUUCAAAACAUCUAGAAC
Messenger RNA from Ipomoea nil (Japanese morning glory), 1256 nucleotides. RefSeq names its product syntaxin-81-like. The record is from RefSeq and is a predicted model, not a curated record. Gene Ontology annotation, biological process: retrograde vesicle-mediated transport, Golgi to endoplasmic reticulum. Bases 137 to 1093 code for a protein of 318 amino acids. Gene Ontology annotation, cellular component: membrane; SNARE complex; endoplasmic reticulum. NCBI's taxonomy places the organism in Eukaryota, Viridiplantae, Streptophyta, Magnoliopsida, Solanales, Convolvulaceae. The transcript has 8 exons.